Molecule: messenger RNA, 3506 nt
Organism: Malaya genurostris
Lineage: Eukaryota; Metazoa; Arthropoda; Insecta; Diptera; Culicidae
Exons: 2
Coding region: 121-2715 (864 amino acids)
Biological process (GO): DNA integration
Molecular function (GO): nucleic acid binding; zinc ion binding
Source: RefSeq, a predicted model, not a curated record
CGGAAAAUCACUCACAGACACAUUUUAUUCCAAUUUUUCUUCGGAGUGCCUGGUCGUGUCGUCGGUUUAGCGGUUCAUUUUCGUGUCAACAAAGUUAAAGAUAAUGAAAAAAAGGAUCAGAUGUUCAUCUUGGGAGGAGAUUUUUUGUUCAGUAUGGCAGAAAAACUCUACCCCACGGAAGCAAUGAUGGAUGAAGUGUCGUAUGAUGUAUUAGUGCAAAAACUUAAGGAGAGACUUGAUAAAACUGAUUCAGUCUUACUCCGAAGAUAUAAUUUCGGCACAAAGGUGCAACAACCGGGAGAAUCGGCAAGCGAUUUUAUAUUUUCGUUAAAACUCCAAGCGGAACAUUGCGAAUUUGGGGAGCAAAAGAAUCGUCUUAUUCUUGAUCGUAUUUUGGUUGGGUUGUCUGAUGGCUCGCUUAAGCAUCGUCUAUUUACGGAGGAUAGCUCCAAAUUAACGCUUGAACAGGCGGAGAAUAUUAUCGCUACGUGGGAAAUGGCGGCUACUCAUUCAAAAGCUUUAACGAACAGCGAUGUCGAUUUGGUAGCUUCACUGGACACUAGGUACCCUUUGACUCAAGGUAGAGGUGCGGUUAUUCAACGGAUGAGGAGAGCUCAGCAAAAUUUUCACGGUUCGGUAAAAAGUCGGCUUGGUGUUCGACCUGAAAUACGACCGGCGGAAGAUAGUCAGAGAGUACAGUUUCACUCACAGCGUUUUGAACAUCGUGAUUCGUCGGCUAGUUCAGCUCGUGGUCAAUACAAAAUGGACGACCAACAAUGGCCGAUUGAUCAGCGUAUCUGCUAUCAUUGCGGACGUAGAGGACAUGUGCGAAGGAAAUGCUACAAGUGGAAGAACGAGAGCGGCAAGACGGUUAAUCGUGUUGACGCACAGGAAUGUAUUACCAGUGCAAACCAUUCAGCAGAACCAUUAGAUAGCUUGAGGAUCCAAGAUUCGGACUCAGAUGGUAAUAUCUCAGGUGAUUUACAGUGUAUGAACAUUUCUUCCAUAAACAAGAUAAGCAAUCCAUGUUUAUUGGAUGUUAAUAUUGAAAAUAUUCCUGUACAGAUGGAAGUUGACAGUGGUUCUUCUGUUUCAGUAAUUGGAAAAGAAUUGUUUGUUUCUAAAUUCAGCCUUCCUUUAUUUGAAUGCUCUAAACAACUGAUAGUGAUAAAUGGUUCCAGGUUGAAGAUAUCUGGGGAAGUUAAGGUUAAGGUUGAAUAUAAAGGAAGAAAAGCUAAAUUGCGAUUAUUGGUCCUUGAUUGUAGUUAUCAUUUUAUUCCAUUAUUGGGCCGACCAUGGUUGGAUGGUUUCUUUCCCAACUGGAGAAAUUAUUUCCUGGACGAUUGGAUGCCAGUGAACAAUAUUACAAAGAUAUACAAUGAAACAUUGAUUACUGAUUUAAAAUUUCCAUUUUCUGAUAUACGUGUCAAGAAACUAUGUAAACCGGUAAACAAUUUUGGAACUGAUUCGAUUGGAAAAAGUAUCGUUCCAAAGAUUGAAUCAGUAUAUGACGUUCGUUUUCUUUUGAAACAAAAUGUUUUGAAGUAUUUUGAUAAGUUAAUGGUGAUUUUCGAUAAAGAGGACAUUUAUUCAGUAUUUGCAACUAGAUUUCAAGCUGAGGUGAUUAUUUCACAAAAUAGUCAAACCGAUAUAAUAAAAUUGGCAAAUAGAAGUAACACUGGUGACGCAAAAAUGAAAAGACGCAUAGUUUACUGGAAUAGGUUAAGCACUACUAUUAAAAGGUUUUUUGCUGCUUGUUAUGUUUGUGCAAGUAUGGCAAGUGUUACAAAACAACAAAUUAUUUCAAAAUGGACACCAUAUUUCUCUAAAUGGGUGGAGGAAGAGAUUAUAAGAAAAGGAACCAGUAUUCCAGAAGUUUUGAUGGAACUGUUUGAAUUCUUUGCUCGUUUUGGACUGCCAGACGUUUUAGUAUCUGACAAUGGUCCUCCGUUCAACUCGCAUUCCUUUAAAAGUUUUCUGGAUAGACAGGGUAUAAAAGUUUUAAACAGUCCUUCAUAUAAUCCUGCUAGUAAUGGCCAGGCAGAGAGACUGAUAAGAACGGUAAAAUAUGUUCUUAAAAAGUUCUUAUUGGAACCGGGAAUGCUAGAAUUGAAUUUGGAAGAUCGGAUAGAUCUAUUCCUAAUAAAUUAUAGAAACCAUAAUAUGACGAUGGAGGGCAGUUUUCCUUCUGAAAAAGUAUUUUUCUAUACUCCAAAAAUGUUAAUCGGUUUGGUUAACCCUAAGAAACACUAUGAAAAAAUGUUAGCGACUUAUACUCUAAUUGAUGAUGAUACAAAAUCGGAUCAUGACAAUAAGGCGGAUCUGCCUGAUCUACUAGAUACUCUGACACCAGGAGAUAGUGUGUGGUAUAAACACAAUAUGUCUCAUAUACGUGGAAAAUGGAUUAAGGCAUCAGUUUUAAAACAUUGCUCUAAAAAUUUAUUGCAGAUCAUGGUUGGAAACGAGGCGACUACUACGGUUCAUCGAAGCCAAAUAAGAAUCGUUACGAAUAAACAAGGUUCACCAUAUCAGCCAAGACCAUCGAUGCGAGUGGUCAAGACUGGUCGGCCAAUCCUGACUGUCGAGGAACCUGUAGUGGCAACACAAGAUGGAAGCGAUGUCCGGCAAAUACCAGAUCGAAAUGCUAUCCAACCGUCGAAUCGACGACACGACCAGACACUCCGAAGAAAAAUUACCAUUAAAUUUGUCCUUUGACGAUUUACCAACAGUUACCAUAAAUUUAGCGACCCCUUGAUAACGGUGAAAAUAAAUUUAUCGUGCAACACUGUUUAAGUUGCUACGAGCUAGUUACCAAGGGACCCCAGACUAAAUAAACAAAUAGUCUGCAAGAGAUCACGGAAUAUGGGAAAGGUCUUGUAUCAGAAACAACGUUGCGAAUCUGGAAGGUUCUCCAUUCGAAUCUUGGCGAGAGAUGUAUAUCAACCGACCACGAGUUUAUUGCACGAAUGCUACAUCAGUCGCACCAGUAACUUGUACUUGGGAGAAAAUAGCUUUUAGGAUUUCAAAUCAAUCAAUUUGUGCAAUAUUUUUACAACAAAUGAUUUUUCGACGUUGAAAAAGUACUAUUGCUGACCGGUCCUGAGGAACCGAAAAGUUCACUUUCUAAGCUGAAAACUGGAUCUCCCGCACAAAAUGAAAUAUUCAAAGGUCACAGGUACAACGAAAAAUCAUCACUACAUUUCAUUAUUUUGUUUGUCAUUCUAAAGGCUGCACAACGACAAAGCGAAACCGAUCUAAUGUACAAAUUAACGACCAGGUCGAAAGAAACAAAUUGCAUCAGAAAAAUUGCAAUGAGAAAUUGCAUGAGCAAAGCGUAGCUUUAGUAUUGUGCAACAAUGGCCAUUUUCCUAAUACUGUUAAUUACCCUUUAAACAUGUAAUAAAAUGUAUUCUUUCGUUUCAAUACUUAACAUAAAAUAAUUAGUUUUCUAUUAGUAUCAUCUUGCCAAAAAUAUUCACAGUUUUUGUAGAACCACGAAUAAAUAU